GUCCUUGGUGGUGGUGGUGGGGCCUCCCCGUAGCGCCCCGCUUCCUCCUCAGCCGAGCAGCUCUGGAAGCCCCCGACCCGAGGGGCUGUGCGGAUCUCCGACGGCAGGGUGAGGUCACAGAGCCGGGAGCGUUCGGCGCGCGGCGCGUGUCCUGGAGACCGAGCGCCCCGCCGGCCGGAGCAGGAGAAGCGUAGCCAGGUGGCUAGAGCCAAGUCGUUCCCAGGACAGCGGAGUCUCCUGCCGGAGGUGGCCGGUGGCGAAUAUGGCGCUGGCCGCUAGGGGUGCCGUCCCCGCCUGCCUCCUCGUCCUCCUCGCUUCCUUGCCCAGCAGGAACACUCAGAUUAGGCCCCAGGGAGAACCAGGCCCAGAUGUGAACAGUUCAAUAAAUUCAAAAAAUAAUCUUAAAGAAAUUAUUAAAUUACUUGAUCACCGAAUCCAAGUUCUGCACCAAAAGAAUUUGAUGCAUGAACAUGAACCCUCAGAGAAACAGCACAGAUCAUUAACUGUACACUUGAAUGUGGUCAAAGGAUCCUCUGUAAAAGUGAAGGCAACUCCUAGUAGUCUAACAACACAAGAAAUCCCUUUUCCCAAUAGCUAUACAGUACUGAUUGGUUACAAGCUGCACAAGAUUUCCCCAAAUAUCCUUGUGGACACACCAGUGAGACCUAAUAAAGUGAAGGGUGCAGGAACCGAAGAAGAAAUAACUUUGCUUCCUGGCUUGAAACAGGACAAAAAUGCUGGUAAUAAUGAUGGCAAAUCAGUAAGAGCAACUAAUAUCACUGUAAGAUUCCUUUCCGCUGACAAUUCAAGCAGAACUGAGAUUGACAUUUACAAUUUAAAAGAUUCAAGAGAAGUCCCUGAAAUUCAUGUUGUAGCCAGCAACAUUAUGAACCAAGGCAUUAAAACUGAUACAGUAGUAUUAAAAGGCAAUGGUUUGCAAGUGGUAGUAAACAGUUCAGUGGAUAAUAAUGCGAAGCAUAUUCCUGAAAAAGGGAGAAGAACAGCCCUGAUAUUACCUGAUCAUGGAAAGACCACUGCAGAUGGCAGUAAAAGAGACCAUCCUUUCACAGCUUUCAAGCUAGUAAAAGCUGCCCACUUGGAAAAACCUGCAAGCCAGUCUCUGGUUUAUGAAGAUAUUAACCGAAAAGCAACAAGUGCACUCAAAGAUGAAGGUUCACAAAGCAUAAUGACAACAAAAACAGAAACUUCUGUAGAAGAACUAGAAAAUAUACUAACUGAUCUGAAGAUGGAAAGGGUGAAGCAAGAGACUCCAUCCACUAAUGAGAAAUUGCAGUCUUCAGUAAUGGAAGAUAUUCUUCAGGAUUUACAGGAACAUCUAGUUCGUAGGCCUUCCACCAGUGACAGCGAGGAACCAAUGCUGAUGGACAAUAUUUAUUCAUCAAACGAACUUGAAGACCCAGAAGAAGCAGGUUACAGUGAAGAGAACCACAACAUGAUGACAGCACCUGUCCCAGAAGAGGCAGAUUUUCUGCCGUUCACAGACGAACCACCACUCGAAGCAAUCUCCGUCCCAAAUUUGGUUACUGAAGUGACAAAUGAACAUAUGAAUAAUGCCCAAAGAUAUGAAUUCUUUGAGAAAUAUGAAGGUAUUCAGGGCAAGAGAAAAGCAAAAGCUGCAGACCUUAAAGACCUGCUAAAGCACAUCAUCAUAGCCUGUGUAGCUGUCACUGGUUUGAUCUUGACUGUAAUAGUUGUUGUGCACAUAUACACUUCAUUAUUUGUGAAGAAGGAGCAGGAACCUGAUAAAACAAAUGCUGACAAAAAAGGUGGACCUGACAAAAAUGAAGUCACAUCGGCCGAGAAAACCAGAAGCCAACAACCACAUUACAAUGUUGGCAUUGAGGGAGCACAAAGCAAACAACCAUAUUACAAUGCUGGCGUUGGGGGGGCACAAAACCAACAACUGGAAUAUGCUGUUAACAUUGUGGAAACAGGAAGCCAACAGCUAGAAGACAGCGCUGUUGGAACUGACAAUCAAAACAACAACAACUUAAGUUCACCACCGGAAAUGUUUUCAUCAACAGAUUGUGAUUACAUCAAAAAGCCUUUAGAUCUCCAUCCUGUCAAAGACACUGGCUUGCUUCUCCCGGUUGAACCUUCAAGGCACAGUGCCCAUAAUAAUUUGCCUUCAUACAACAGCAGCACAUGUAAGAACCUCAAAGUACAACCUAGAACUUUCAGAACCAAUCAUAGCUCUUAUAACAGUCCAGGAAAUUAUGGUAAAUCCAAAGAUCAUGACUAUAAAAGUCUUCAAGCCAAACAUACUGCUUGUUACAAAACAAAACCAAUCUACCAAAGACCAUCUAGGCAUAGACCCAAAUCCACAGAACCCAAAAGAGGACACAAAAAGGUUUCAGCUAAGCAACAUAGCUACAGCAGCUCAAGUUGGGUUGAAGAUCCUUCAUCAAAUGUUUCUGCUGCUUUAGACCCUAACAAAAACUCCAAGGAGUCAAGACUGUCCCAAGAUGAUGACUCAGACUGUGCAUGUUUUCAGCAUAUCAAAGGUUCUUCUAGUACAGACUCAUAUUCGAAUUAG
This is a messenger RNA of Podarcis raffonei (Aeolian wall lizard), 2557 nucleotides long. RefSeq lists its product as uncharacterized. Bases 263 to 2557 code for a protein of 764 amino acids. NCBI's taxonomy places the organism in Eukaryota, Metazoa, Chordata, Lepidosauria, Squamata, Lacertidae. The record is from RefSeq and is a predicted model, not a curated record. The transcript is spliced from 12 exons.